Molecule: messenger RNA, 1076 nt
Organism: Acipenser ruthenus (sterlet)
Lineage: Eukaryota; Metazoa; Chordata; Actinopteri; Acipenseriformes; Acipenseridae
Gene: fgf4
Product: fibroblast growth factor 4
Exons: 3
Coding region: 287-862 (191 amino acids)
Biological process (GO): positive regulation of gene expression; regulation of cell migration; positive regulation of protein phosphorylation
Cellular component (GO): cytoplasm
Molecular function (GO): growth factor activity; fibroblast growth factor receptor binding
Source: RefSeq, a predicted model, not a curated record
AGCAGCAUGGCUGAGCUGGGCUGGUAUAGACGAUCAACACUUCUUUAGACAGCUCUUCUCCUGUGGCUCACAAGUUUGGAUCAAAUUCGAAUAAACUUACACAGAAUCGAAUCCCCUUUACAGCGGGGACUCCAUGCAGCACCAAAGACAAAGUCACAGCUCCGUUUGGAACUGAGCGUUUUGCUUUCUUUAUUCCCUUUUUUUCUUUGGUCUAAGUAUACAGCGGAGCUAGAAGUAUUUUUAGUGCAAUCGACUCCUUCAGCCACGUGUGCCCACGUUGAUCAGGAUGUCCAUUCAAUCGGCCUUCUUGCCAAUAUUGGUCCUGGGACUGGUGUCGAGUCUAGUGCGCUGCGCUCCCUUCCCCGGCAGGCAAAACGGCACCCCGGAGCGCCACUGGGAGACCCUCUACUCUCGCUCUUUGGCACGGAUCCCCGGGGAAAGGAGGGAUAUCAACCGGGACAGUGAUUAUCUUAUUGGCAUCAAAAGGCUGCGGCGCCUUUACUGCAAUGUAGGCAUUGGGUUUCACAUUCAGGUUUUGCCCGAUGGAAAAAUAACCGGAGUGCACAACGAAAAUCGAUACAGUCUUCUUGAAAUUUCCACCGUGGAAAGAGGUGUUGUGACACUAUUUGGUGUAAGAAGUGGUCUUUUCCUGGCCAUGAAUGGCAAAGGCAAGCUCUAUGGAUCUACUCAUUUCAGUGACGAGUGCACGUUUAAAGAGAUGCUCCUGGCCAAUAACUACAACGCAUACGAAUCCCGAGCGUAUCCCGGGAUGUAUAUAGGAAUAAGCAAAAAUGGCAAAACAAAGAAAGGAAACAAAGUUUCCCCAACAAUGACAGUUACGCAUUUCUUACCCAGAAUCUGAGUGAUCUUUUCAGACUUUACCUCAACGAAGUGAGACAGAUGGGGCGAUACAAAACAGUGCACUUUCAAACGGAGCGUUUUAUGCAAGAGUAGUAUCAUAUUUAAAUUUAUUAUUUAAGUUUAUAUAUAUAUAUAUAUAGAGAGAGAGAGAGAGAGAGAGAGAGAGAGAGAGAGAGAGAGAGAGAGAGAGAGAGAGAGAGAGAGAGAGAGAGAGA